Molecule: messenger RNA, 2825 nt
Organism: Portunus trituberculatus (swimming crab)
Lineage: Eukaryota; Metazoa; Arthropoda; Malacostraca; Decapoda; Portunidae
Product: piggyBac transposable element-derived protein 3-like
Exons: 2
Coding region: 771-2507 (578 amino acids)
Molecular function (GO): sequence-specific DNA binding
Source: RefSeq, a predicted model, not a curated record
UCAUUUGGCGGUAGUUUCGCCAGAUUAAUUAAUUCGCCAAGUGUGGGGGCUUACUGUAUACCAAACUAUAAGAUGAUCCCCAGUCUUUGAGAGAAAAAUUUAGGUUUUGAGCUAUUACCGCUGUAUAAGAUGACCCCCAUGGUGGAGGGAAUCGCUGCUCACAUGGUUGGCUGAAGGGCCUUGAGGAGCUGUAAUAUGGUUGUUCCCUCACUACCGCUGUUGCCAAUUCUGAAGUACAGCUCGCACACAAGUGCCUAAAAAUAUGAGAAGUUAAAGUAUUUUUAUUGCUUAUAUUUAACAAUGUGAUUUUUAAAACAUGGAAAACAUUAGACCAUAAGCAAAAAUACACCUGAUUCAUCCUUAUUCCUUUUUCCAACAAUUCCCUUAAACAAUAUAUUGAGAUAUAUUAAAACCCAGGCAAACCCAAUGACUACAUUUGUAGUCUGCAACUUAAAAAAAUCUCUAAUAUUUUGUUAUAUGUUUCCACGUUGACAAAUGGGUUCUAUUCUUAUAUUUGCCCUUCCUGUUACAUGCAGAGAUAGAAAAUUUUAUAUUUAAUUAGUUACCCAUAUUUUAUAUUAAUAAAAGAAAACUUUUAUUUCACCCAUUUUCUUUGGAGUAUCACACCCUCUUGUUUAUAUCAGUCUGGCAACAGCUGUAGGAGCUUCCUGCAGCUAAUAUUGUUUCAGUCAUAACCUGAAGACCACAUAUCACUGACGCAGCGGGCAGAUCACCAACUACUUGUAUAUGUUCUUCAUAAGGACAGAAAAAUGGACAGACAAACGUUUUAUGGAACAAGUAUUUCUUCUCAUCGGUUCUUGAGGGAUGCUGCAGAAUUCGCUGAAGACACAGAAGGAGCUACAGAUAUUGCUAUUACUGGCCCACCACCUGGAGGUGAUGGCAGUGACAUCGAACAACUGGAUGAUGAUAACCUAGAGGAAAAUGUGAUGCCAAAGGAGAUUGCUAGUGAAGUUGAUGUCUUUUAUGAAGAUCAUGAGGAGCUUGUAGAAAAUAUCUCUAGAAAAAGCAAAAGAAACAAAAGAGAUCUGCCAAAAUGGAAGCACAGCCAUAUUGAUUCUCAGCCAGAUAUUUUCCAGGACAAGCAAGAAAGUGCCAAACAAAAACUAUUGGAAAAAUGUCCUGACCUUGCUGGAGCAUCUGAGUGGGCUGUUUUUGAAAAAGUGUUUCAGAACAUGCUCACUCAUCUUGUUUGUGAAACAAACAAGUAUGCAAAGAGAGAUUGUAACAUUCCAAAUUUUAACUUAUCUUGUGAAGAAAUGUAUAACUUUCUUGGGUUACUGCUACUUUCUGGGUACAACCUUCGUACAAGUGAGAGAGAUUACUGGAGUAAAGCACCAGACCUCUCCUGUCGAGCUUUUGCAGAAACUAUGAGUCGCAAUCGUUUCCAACAAAUUAAACAUGUAAUCCAUGCUGCUGAUAAUCAGUCCCUUAGUUCAGAGAAAAUGGCAAAGAUCAGUCCUCUGUAUGAAAUGCUAAACCAGUCUUUACUGAUGUUUGGUGUUCUUCAUGAAUACCUCAGCAUUGAUGAAUCUAUGGUUCCUUAUUUUGGAAGGCAUUCAUGUAAACAGUUCAUAAGAGGCAAGCCUAUUAGGUUUGGCUUCAAAUGCUGGGUAAUUGCUAGCUCUAGUGGAAUGCCCUACAAGGUUACUAUAUAUCAAGGAAAGAAUGGGAAGCACAACAAAGAUGUUCCUCUUGGCACACGUGUUGUUAUGGACUGCCUUGAAGUAUGUGAUAAACCUACCUCUCACCACAUUUUUUUUGACAAUUUUUUCACAUCAUUUGAUCUAAUUUCCAAUUUGAAAUCUUUGGGAUACAGAGCUACUGGCACAGUUAGAGAAAAUCGAACAAAAGGGUGCCCAGUGAAGAGUGUACAAGAAAUGAAAAAAAAUUCAAGAGGCUCAUAUGAUUACAGGUCAGAUGGAGAAGUUGAGGUAGUGAGAUGGAAUGAUAAUGCAGUAGUAAGCUUCUGCAGUAAUGCCACUGGAAUUGAGCCUAUUACACAAGUCAAACGGUGGGAGAAAAAGAAAGGAACAGUCAUGGUUUCACAGCCAAAAGUUGUUGCACAGUACAACAGUGGAAUGGGUGGAGUAGACCUCAUGGACAGAGCACUUGCGGACUACAGGCCAGCAAUCAAAGGGAAAAAAUGGUACUGGCCACUGCUUGUGAAUGUAAUAAACAUUGCAGUGGUUUACAGUUGGAGAGUGUAUCAGUUAUGCACAAAUGCCCAGAUGACCCAAAAAGAAUUCAGACGAAGCUUAGUUGCUGUAAUGCUGAAGCAGUCACAACCAAGGCCAAGGGCAGAGUCACUACCUGGACCCUCCUCUCCUGUACCCAUAGAAGUUAGGACAGACAACAGAAAACACUACCCACAGAGCUGUCCAGUAAGACGUUGUACAGUGUGUAAGAAGAAUUGCAGGAUCCAGUGUAGUAAAUGUAAUAAAUCAAUGCAUCUCAACAAUUGCUUCCAAAUUUACCAUGAGAAAUAGGUAAUGUGAGGUUCUAAGAGUGAUAUAUUUUUAUAAAAUGUUUUCUUUGGGGAAUUUCUAGCCUGGAAAUGAACUAGUCUGUAAGGAAAUCACUGUUGUGUUUAUGAAUGAAAAUUUUGAUACAUUUUACGAAGUAAACUUGAUAAUGAAAUAUUUUGGUUUGUACAUUUUCUUUGGAAUCUUCAGAACCUGGAAAGAAAGAAUUUGUUUACUUUUCCUUAUGAAAUGUAUUCUUUGUAAACAAGUGUUAUUUCAUAGAAUAUAUAACAAUAUAACAAUUGAUAAUAUAUUCUUGAAAAAAUAAACAUACAAAUACAA